Musca vetustissima is the source of this 2886-nucleotide messenger RNA. Its product is annotated as serine-rich adhesin for platelets-like. Gene Ontology annotation, molecular function: chitin binding. Gene Ontology annotation, cellular component: extracellular region. The transcript has 3 exons. The record is from RefSeq and is a predicted model, not a curated record. The coding region runs from base 1 to 2886 and encodes 961 amino acids. Lineage: Eukaryota; Metazoa; Arthropoda; Insecta; Diptera; Muscidae.
AUGCCUACACCUAUUGUUCGAUGGUGUGGUGGAAGUGGACGAGGUGGUUGGCAUUUCGGUGGUAGUGGUGCUGGUACUAAUAGUACCGUGACAUCGUUUGAAACCACUACGGAAACAUCGGAGCAAGAAAGCACCAGUGAGACCACAGAAUCAUCAACUAACUAUACAACUGAUUCAACCCAAAGUCAGGGAGAUGAAACUUCGCAUACUACCGGAAAUACUUUGGAGACUACCACCGAAAAGAAUACCGAUAGUACCGUGACAUCGUUUGAAACCACUACGGAACAAUCGGAGCAAGGAAGCAACAGUGAUACCACAGAAUCAGCAACUAACUCUACAACUGAUUCAACCCAACAUCAGGAAGAUCCAUCUUCUCAAACUACGGGAAAUACUUUGGAAACUACCACUGAAGGUAAUAUCGAGAGUACCGUGACAUCGUUUGAAACCUCUAGGGAACAAUCGGAGCAAGAAAGCACCAGUGAGAUCACAGAAACGGAAGCAACAACACCUGAAAAUCUCGCAUCGGGAACGACAAAUUCCACGAAAUCGAUAACAGAUUUUCCAACUGACAAGAAUUCCGAUUCUACAACACAAAAUUCAGAUCAUGGAUCUCCAACCACAACAACCGAAAUUUUCUUAGGAAUUAAAAAAGAACCCGAAUCUUCAAAUACCACGGAGGCGAACAACUUUUCUGAAACGACUACCAACAGUUCGGACUAUACAAUCACGGAAGCAACAACACCUGAAAAUCCCGUCUACGAAUCGACAAAUUCCACGGAACCAUUGACUGAUUUGCAAACUGAGACGAAUUCCGCAACUACAAUUCAGAAUUUAGGUGAUAAAUAUUCUCCAACUCCAACAAACGAAACCUCUUUAGGAACUACGGUAUCCGAACCUUCAAAUACCACGGAGACGAAUAACUUUUCAGAAACUUCAGCCAACAAUUCGGUUACAACACCUGAAAAUCUUGAAUCGGAAAUGACAAAUUCUACGGAAGCGGUGACUAAUUUGCAAACUGAGAAGAAUUCCGAAAGCGAUUCUCAUUUAACUGAGCAGAGUAACUCCCAAAGAAUAACUACCUAUAGUUCGGUAACUGGAUCUUCAGACUACACAGAAACAGAAGUAACCGAUUCUCAAAAGGAAUCCGCAAAUUCCACAGUAGCUGUAACUGAUUCCCAAACUGUCAUGAAUUCGGAAACAACACUCAAUCACGGAUACAAACCUUCUGAUACUGCGAAAGAGGAUUCGCAAACCGAUAGCAAUUCUCAUUCAACAGAACCGGAUAACUCCACAGAAGCAAUAACCCAUAAUUCGAAAACCGUAGGGAAAGAAGCAACCGAUUUUCCAGCAGAAGCUGUAACCGAUUCCCAAAUUGAUACUUCGAAACAAACCGAUAGCGGUAUAUAUUUAACUGAAGCGAAUAACUCUUUAGGAACAACUACCAAUAAUUCGGUAACUGCAACUUUAGGCUCAGCGGAAGCAGAAGCAGAAGUAGCCGAUUCUGAAAGUGAAAAAACAACAAAUGAUAUCGAAUAUCAAUCUCCAAAUUCCACGGAAGUUGUAACAGAUUCUCAAAAUCAAACUUCAGAUACCACGAAAUCAGAUCCCUUAACCGAUAACAAUUCACAUGCAACAGAUCGGAAUAACUCUACAGGAGGUAUCGAAUAUCAAUCUCCAAAUUCCACAGAAGCUGUAACAGAUUCUCAAAAUGAAUAUUCUGAUACCACGAAAUCAGAUCCCUUAACCGAUAACAAUUCACAUGCAACAGAUCGGAAUAACUCAACGGGAGCAAAUACCAACAAUUCAGUACCCGAUUAUCAAACUAAAUACAAAGCGGAAGAGGUAAAUGUUACUCAAAUCGGCAACAGCUCGGAAACAGCUUACAAUUUUACAUCGACAACUCAAAGACCGAAUAACUCUACAGGAGCAAAUACCUACAAUUCAGUACCCGAUUAUCAAACUGAAUACAAUGCGGAAGAGGUAUAUUAUACUCAAACUGGCAACAUAUCGGAAACAGCUUACAAUUUUACAUCGGAACCUUCCACAGAAGCUGAUUUCCAAUUUAUUUCCCGCAAAUUGAACUCGGAUGAAAUACCACAAAUCGAGGGAGAUGACAUGGUGCCCACUGCAAUUAAAGAGAGCAAAUCUUCAAAAAAUGUUAUGAGACCAAAUCUUAGCGGAAAAUCAGCACCCGAAUUAAUAUGCUCCGAGGCUGGCGGUAUAUUUUUACCCGAUCCCAAUAACUAUCCCUUAACCGAUAACAAUUCACAUGCAACAGAUCGGAAUAACUCAACGGGAGCAAAUACCAACAAUUCAGUACCCGAUUAUCAAACUAAAUACAAAGCGGAAGAGGUAAAUGUUACUCAAAUCGGCAACAGCUCGGAAACAGCUUACAAUUUUACAUCGACAACUCAAAGACCGAAUAACUCUACAGGAGCAAAUACCUACAAUUCAGUACCCGAUUAUCAAACUGAAUACAAUGCGGAAGAGGUAUAUUAUACUCAAACUGGCAACAUAUCGGAAACAGCUUACAAUUUUACAUCGGAACCUUCCACAGAAGCUGAUUUCCAAUUUAUUUCCCGCAAAUUGAACUCGGAUGAAAUACCACAAAUCGAGGGAGAUGACAUGGUGCCCACUGCAAUUAAAGAGAGCAAAUCUUCAAAAAAUGUUAUGAGACCAAAUCUUAGCGGAAAAUCAGCACCCGAAUUAAUAUGCUCCGAGGCUGGCGGUAUAUUUUUACCCGAUCCCAAUAACUGUAGGAAUUAUAUACAUUGUAAUGGUGAGGGAAAGUUCGUAAUCAAUACUUGUCCCUCCAAUACCUAUUGGAAUGAAUUCGUAAAUGCAUGUAUAAUGGGUGAAUGUGAAAUGUCGGAUGAUAAAAUGUAA